Diceros bicornis minor is the source of this 6023-nucleotide messenger RNA. RefSeq names its product regulatory associated protein of MTOR complex 1 (gene RPTOR). Gene Ontology annotation, biological process: TORC1 signaling; positive regulation of protein serine/threonine kinase activity; cellular response to starvation. Bases 12 to 4019 code for a protein of 1335 amino acids. The transcript has 34 exons. NCBI's taxonomy places the organism in Eukaryota, Metazoa, Chordata, Mammalia, Perissodactyla, Rhinocerotidae. Gene Ontology annotation, cellular component: TORC1 complex; cytoplasm. The record is from RefSeq and is a predicted model, not a curated record. Gene Ontology annotation, molecular function: protein binding; protein-macromolecule adaptor activity.
CUCCCCCCCUGAUGGAGUCCGAGAUGCUGCAGUCGCCUCUUCUGGGACUCGGGGAGGAAGAUGAGGCCGACCUUACAGACUGGAACCUGCCUUUGGCUUUUAUGAAAAAGAGGCACUGUGAGAAAAUUGAAGGCUCCAAAUCCUUAGCUCAGAGCUGGAGGAUGAAGGAUCGGAUGAAGACCGUCAGUGUUGCCUUAGUUUUGUGCCUGAAUGUCGGUGUGGACCCUCCAGAUGUGGUGAAGACCACCCCCUGUGCACGCUUAGAAUGCUGGAUUGAUCCUCUGUCAAUGGGUCCUCAGAAAGCUCUGGAAACCAUUGGUGCAAAUUUACAGAAGCAGUAUGAGAACUGGCAGCCAAGGGCCCGGUACAAGCAGAGCCUCGAUCCCACCGUGGAUGAAGUGAAGAAGCUUUGCACAUCUUUACGCCGAAACGCCAAGGAGGAGCGGGUUCUCUUCCACUACAACGGCCACGGGGUGCCCAGGCCCACAGUGAAUGGGGAGAUCUGGGUCUUCAACAAGAACUACACUCAGUACAUCCCUCUGUCUAUAUAUGACCUGCAGACAUGGAUGGGCAGCCCGUCAAUAUUCGUCUACGACUGCUCCAAUGCUGGCCUAAUUGUCAAGUCCUUCAAACAGUUUGCUCUGCAGAGGGAGCAGGAGUUGGAGGUCGCUGCAAUUAACCCAAACCACCCACUUGCGCAGAUGCCUUUGCCCCCGUCGAUGAAGAACUGCAUUCAGCUGGCAGCCUGUGAGGCCAACGAGCUCCUGCCCAUGAUCCCCGACCUCCCAGCUGACCUGUUCACAUCGUGCCUCACCACUCCCAUCAAAAUCGCCCUGCGCUGGUUUUGCAUGCAGAAGUGUGUUAGUCUGGUGCCUGGAGUCACACUGGAUUUAAUAGAAAAGAUUCCCGGCCGGCUGAACGACAGGAGGACUCCUUUGGGCGAACUGAAUUGGAUCUUCACAGCGAUCACAGACACUAUCGCAUGGAAUGUGCUCCCUCGGGAUCUCUUCCAAAAGCUCUUCAGACAGGACCUGUUGGUGGCUAGUCUGUUCCGAAAUUUUUUAUUGGCGGAAAGGAUCAUGAGGUCGUAUAACUGCACCCCAGUCAGCAGCCCACGCCUGCCCCCCACUUACAUGCAUGCAAUGUGGCAAGCCUGGGACCUUGCUGUCGACAUUUGUCUCUCUCAGCUGCCGACAAUCAUUGAGGAAGGCACUGCAUUUCGGCACAGUCCAUUCUUUGCUGAGCAGCUGACUGCGUUCCAGGUGUGGCUCACAAUGGGCGUGGAGAACAGGAAUCCACCCGAACAACUUCCCAUUGUUUUACAGGUGCUGUUGAGCCAAGUGCACCGGCUGAGAGCCCUGGACCUGCUGGGAAGAUUUCUGGACCUGGGUCCAUGGGCGGUGAGCCUGGCCUUGUCUGUGGGCAUCUUCCCCUACGUGCUGAAGCUGCUCCAGAGCUCGGCAAGGGAGCUGCGGCCUCUUCUUGUUUUCAUAUGGGCCAAGAUUCUCGCCGUGGACAGUUCAUGCCAAGCUGACCUGGUGAAGGACAACGGUCACAAAUAUUUCCUUUCGGUCUUGGCAGACCCUUAUAUGCCAGCUGAACAUAGGACCAUGACGGCUUUCAUUCUCGCUGUGAUUGUCAACAGCUAUAAUACUGGCCAGGAAGCCUGCCUCCAGGGAAACUUGAUUGCCAUCUGCCUAGAGCAGCUCAACGACCCCCACCCCUUGCUGCGCCAAUGGGUGGCCAUCUGCUUAGGACGGAUCUGGCAGAACUUUGACUCGGCUAGGUGGUGUGGAGUGAGGGACAGUGCUCACGAGAAACUCUGCAGCCUCCUCUCCGACCCCAUUCCUGAGGUGCGCUGUGCAGCGGUCUUCGCCCUCGGCACGUUUGUGGGCAACUCUGCAGAGAGGACCGACCACUCGACCACCAUUGACCACAACGUGGCCAUGAUGCUGGCCCAGCUAAUCAACGACGGGAGUCCCGUGGUCCGGAAGGAACUGGUGGUGGCUCUGAGUCAUCUUGUAGUUCAAUAUGAAAGCAAUUUCUGCACCGUGGCCUUGCAGUUCAUGGAAGAGGAAAAGAACUACCCCUUGCCUUCUCCAGCAACCACAGAGGGCGGGAGUUUGACCCCAGUGCGCGACAGCCCCUGCACUCCCAGGCUCCGUUCUGUGAGUUCCUAUGGAAACAUUCGCGCAGUCACCACUGCUAGAAGCUUGAACAAAUCUCUGCAGAAUCUGAGCUUGACUGAAGAAUCCGGCAGCUCCGUGGCGUUCUCCCCCGGGAACCUGAGCACCAGCAGCAGCGCCAGCAGCACCCUGGGUAGCCCCGAGAACGAGGAGUACAUCCUCUCCUUCGAGACCAUUGACAAGAUGCGCCGCGUCAGCUCCUACUCCUCCCUCAACUCUCUCAUAGGAGUUUCUUUUAAUAGUGUUUACACUCAAAUUUGGAGAGUCUUAUUGCAUCUGGCUGCGGAUCCCUAUCCAGAUGUUUCCGAUUUGGCUAUGAAAGUGCUCAACAGCAUCGCCUACAAGGCUACAGUGAACGCCCGGCCUCAGCGCAUCCUCACCACAUCCUCUCUCACUCAGUCGGCGCCCGCCAGCCCCACCAACAAGGGCAUCCACAUCCACCAGGCCGGAGGCUCCCCCCCAACAUCCAGCGCAAGCAGCUCCAGCCUGACUAACGAUGUGGCCAAGCAGCCGGUCAGCCGAGACCUGCCUCCAGGCCGGCCAGGCACCACCGGCACCACGGGCGUGCAGUACACACCCCACUCCCACCAGUUCCCCAGGACACGGAAGAUGUUUGACAAGGGCCCAGACCAGACCACUGACGAUCCAGAUGAUACUGCUGGACACAAAAGUUUCAUCUCAGCCACAAUGCAGACAGGAUUCUGCGACUGGAGCGCCCGAUAUUUUGCACAGCCCGUCAUGAAGAUCCCGGAAGAGCAUGACCUGGAGAGUCAGAUCCGCAAGGAGCGGGAAUGGCGAUUUCUACGCAACACCCGCGUCAGAAAGCAGGCGCAGCAGCUCAUCCAGAAGGGUAUCACGAGACUGGAUGACCAGAUAUUUCUGAACAGGAAUCCUGGCGUCCCCUCCGUGGUCAAGUUUCACCCCUUUACACCAUGUGUGGCUGUAGCUGACAAAGACAGCAUCUGUUUUUGGGACUGGGAGAAAGGGGAGAAGCUGGAUUAUUUCCACAACGGAAACCCUCGGUACACAAGGGUCACCGCCAUGGAGUAUCUGAACGGCCAGGACUGCUCACUCCUGCUCACGGCCACAGAUGAUGGCGCCAUCAGGGUCUGGAAGAACUUCGCUGAUUUGGAGAAGAAUCCAGAAAUGGUGACUGCUUGGCAGGGGCUUUCAGACAUGCUGCCAACAACCCGAGGAGCCGGGAUGGUGGUGGACUGGGAGCAGGAGACCGGCCUCCUCAUGAGCUCAGGGGAUGUGCGGAUCGUCCGGAUCUGGGACACGGACCGGGAGAUGAAGGUGCAGGACAUCCCCACAGGUGCUGACAGCUGCGUGACAAGCCUGUCUUGCGACUCCCACCGCUCCCUCAUCGUGGCCGGCCUUGGGGACGGCUCCAUCCGCGUCUACGACAGAAGGAUGGCGCUCAGCGAAUGCCGCGUCAUGACGUACCGGGAGCACACGGCCUGGGUGGUGAAGGCCUACCUCCAGAAGCACCCCGAAGGCCACAUCAUGAGCGUGAGCGUCAAUGGAGAUGUGCGCUUCUUCGAUCCGCGGAUGCCGGAGUCUGUGAAUGUCCUUCAGAUCGUGAAGGGGCUCACGGCCCUUGACAUCCACCCCCAGGCAAACCUGAUCGCAUGUGGCUCCAUGAACCAGUUCACCGCCAUCUACAACGGGAAUGGGGAAUUGAUCAACAACAUCAAGUACUACGACGGCUUCAUGGGCCAGCGGGUCGGAGCCAUCAGCUGCUUGGCCUUCCACCCACACUGGCCUCACCUGGCCGUGGGGAGCAACGACUACUACAUCUCCGUGUACUCGGUGGAGAAGCGUGUCAGAUAGUGGGCGCCCCGCUCCCCGCCAGGCCACGAUGUACAUAGUGGACCCUCCAUGCUGCCUGUGAACACGGGUCCUGACCUGGCUGCUGAGGGCUCAAGGAGGGCCGUCUGUCUGUCUUCACUGUCACGCUCAGGAGCCCAGGGAAGGGGGCCCUGGUAGAGUCCUGUGGUGUGACAGCCGCUUCUUUGCUGAGACACAGCAUCCAGGCCGAGGACACAGUCGCAGUUCGUCCCAGCACCCUUCCCAUGCUGUUUUUCUUCUGAGAUUUUUAAAGGGGGAAACACACUCAUUUUAUCUUCCUAGUGAUCUAAGCAUUAGCUCCACAAAAGCUGCCGGACAGAAGCCAGCUUCCCCAGGCGCAGCCACCCUGGUGGACAGGCGGCGUGGGGUGCGGAGAGACAACAAGAAGGUGCAGCCCCCUCCCGGGCACAUCCUCCCUUCCGCCACCCACCAGUCCUCGCCUGCUCGGGGCCGGCACGGCCAAACGGGCUCACCCUCCCCACACAGCCCACCUUCCCCAGCACAGGCGUGACUCCGGAUUCGAGUUUGGGCCCCUCUCACCCCAGAUCCGUUAGCAGGUGGGGCCUGGGCUUUGGACAGCGAGGCAGGACCUGAGCGAUUCAGCCGCUGCCUCAGGCCCAGGGCUUGUUUCUCUCCGAAGUGCUGCUCUUCCCCGGGCAGGUGCAGUGACAGCGCCCAGGCCCCGUGAUCUCCCCACCUGUGCCUGCACGCAGGCGCACACGCAUGUGCGGUCCCAUAGCAUCCCUGUGUGUGCUUGCACAUGCAGUACAUGUGCAUCACACACAUGAACAUGUGGAGGGGCCAUGGGAGCCUGAGAGUAUCUGUGGGUAAACAGUGGCCCACCUCCAGCCCCUUGUACCCAAACACGGGUGCAACUAAAGUUGCACCUCGCAGCGAAUAAUGCAGAAGAGUUCCUCUGUGAUUGCUUUAGCACAGGUCAGGGCAUCUGUGCCUGUCUGUGCGUGUGCACGUGCACGGCAGGUGCGCCAUGGGGACAGUUUAGCCCCAGGAAGGACCACAGCAAAUGUGCUGAGCAAUUGCAGACAAAGUGCUUAGAAAACAGAACACAACCACAAUGAUGAUAUUUUGAAAAGCAUUUUUUCCAUUUUCCUUGGGAAUCAGGAUUAUUCAGAGAUAGAAGAGUGAGCUGGCUUAACUAAUUCUGCCAAUAAGAGGCCACUAAUGGUGGGAAUGUAAGAGCUGUGCCGGAAGUUGAGGUCCCCUCAUGCUGCAUCUUCCGAGCAGCGAGAGGAACAGCACAGCCUGGGUGGGCUGGGCCGGAAUCUGUGCUGGGGCUGGGUGGGGCAGGACAGGGCUAGAAGGGGCAAGAUGAAGGAAGCAGCCCUUCUGCUGCCUGUAGGACAGGUAUGCUCCCACUAGGAGAAGGUUCUGGGAUGAAAUUCCCACCGCUGGCUCUGUGAUUGCUUUUACCAUGUUCCGGGUGAACAAGCAGUGUGGGGUCAGGAAGGCCACAGAAAGUUCCGACCCUCCCACACAGCCACCUGUCAGCUCUACACGGCACUCUAGGCAGUGACGCCGGAACCUUCUGGAAGCUGAGCUCCACCCACAGACACUGAGAGAGCAUAUGACCCACUGCUAGCUGACUCACGGAGUGAUUCCACUCCAGAUUCUAAGCUGACAUGUGGUUCUGUUUGUUUUGAGACAAAACCAUCACCUCGCAUCAUCAAGUGCAAGGCUCCAGAGGAGGAGCAACGCCCUCCCGCCUCGCCCAGUGCCGCCCGCUCCCGUGUGCCACCUAGGGGCUGUGUCCUCACAGGUCUGAUGCGAAAAUUCAAUCAUGGAAUAACCGAGGCUCACGAGAGCAUGACUUAAAGGUUCAUUUAUCUCUAUUUAUUUUACCAAAAUUAGAAUUGAAAAAGACUUUGACAAAACGUGGAAUUGUAAUGUGAAAGUAAGAGUGAUGACAACAAACUGUUAAUAAAAAAUAAACAAGUGCAGAGAUGGCGGCAGGCGGCUUUGUCUUUU